This is a messenger RNA of Wallemia ichthyophaga EXF-994, 1884 nucleotides long. Its product is annotated as ATP-dependent RNA helicase dbp6. The transcript is spliced from 8 exons. Gene Ontology annotation, molecular function: nucleic acid binding; ATP binding. The record is from RefSeq and is a predicted model, not a curated record. Gene Ontology annotation, cellular component: nucleus. Bases 1 to 1884 code for a protein of 627 amino acids. NCBI's taxonomy places the organism in Eukaryota, Fungi, Basidiomycota, Wallemiomycetes, Wallemiales, Wallemiaceae.
AUGACCACUGCAGCACCCGCACCCACACUCAAAAAGGAGAAAACAGCCGCAAAACUCCGCUAUCUUAAUAAGAAAAAGAUACGAAGGAAAGCAAACCAAGCAGCUGCGCCUAAGAAGAAGAAAAGGAGAGUUGAGCCCGGUGAGCAGGAUGCAAAGGUAUCUGGCGGUGGUGAUCGUGGUAUUAGUAGCAGCAGUAGUAAUAGUGAUAGCAGUGACAGCAGUGAAAGCAGUAGCAGUGAUAGUAGCGACAGCGAUCGCGACGAGAAGAUCGAAAAGCCUGAGAAGCCUGAAAUCUCAGAAAACCCUGAGAUCCCCAAUAUCCCUGAGAUUUCCCAGGAAAUCCCUCAACAACCCCCUCAAUUGCCGUUGCUGUCCUUCCCAGAACCUCAGAAUCUCAACGUAGCUUCAACUGAAGAUCUCAAGAAACUCGGUCUGCCUGAUGUCUUUGCAAAUGAAAUUUCGAUAGACGCAAAUCAGUCAUUUCCUUCAACCCAGGCCCACACUCUAGGUUUAGGUGGCAGACUCAGCAAUCGUCUCAUCCAAAUCGGCUUUGAAAGCCUUUUUGCCGUUCAACUAGCUGCCAUUCCACUUCUCAUAGGUGACAUGAAUGAUGGUAUACGACACCCUCUUUAUCCCGCUGAGAGUCCAAGAGAUAUCUGCGUAUCUGCACCAACUGGCUCUGGAAAGACUUUAGGGUACACUCUACCAAUUGUAGAAGUUCUUUCAAGACGUAUCGUCACACGUCUGAGAGCUCUUAUCGUUCUUCCCACUCGCGAUCUCGUUUCUCAAGUCCGAGAAACAUUUGAGCUUUUCGCAAAAGGCACUGAUCUCAAGAUUGGUACGAUAACUGGACAGCAAUCAUUUCAACAAGAACAAGCCAAACUCGUUGGCCAAACUGAUACAAUCUUUGCUGGUGGCAGCUCUAAAGUCGACAUACUUAUAGCAACCCCGGGUAGACUUAUCGAUCACAUCAACUCUACCCCAAAUUUCACAGUCCAGCAUCUCAGGUUUUUGGUCAUAGAUGAAGCGGACAGGUUGAUGAAUCAGUCUUUCCAAUCGUGGAUAGACAGAGUUCAGAUUGCAUUAACAACACCAAUUAAAAUACCACCAAGGACAGAUGCACAUGAUGCAUUGGGUGGUACAAACAAACACGAUUUGAUGGAGACAUUUGAAAGACCACAACGAGGAGUGCAAAAAAUGCUUUUCUCAGCCACACUCACAACAGAUCCAUCAAAAAUUCGCUCUUUGCAUCUCAACGAUCCUAAGUUCGUCGUUGUUCGCAACGAGAAGGUGGAAGAUUAUGCGAUUCCAUCCACAUUAGAGGAACGUAUGAUAGUUUCCGAAACGGCGUACAAACCAUUGAUGUUGCUGCACUUGCUUUACCAGAGGGGUGUAAAGAGGGCGUUGUGUUUCACGAAAUCUGUUGAGAGUGCUACGAGGUUGAUGCAUCUUCUGCGACUGUUCAAUGAUCAAGUGGGGAAUGGACCGACAGUGGCAUCAUUUAGCAGUGAUCUCUCACCGCAAGAGAGGCAAAAGAUGCUUACCAAGUUUAAGGAUGGCGAGGUUGAUAUGUUGGUGUCAACGGAUGUAAUUGCAAGAGGAAUAGAUGUUCAGGGUAUUGAAAAUGUGAUCAAUUAUGACAUACCACUUGACAUGCCCAAGUAUGUCCACAGGGUCGGUAGAACAGCGCGAGCUGGAUUGGUUGGCACAGCAUGGACGCUGGUAGAAGUGCAAGAAGCCAAAUACUUUAAGGGAUACACGAAGAAUGCUAAGCAUCAAGUGAAGAAAGUGAGGCCAACGACAAAGGAAGUGGAACCAUUGAUGGAGGCAUAUGACGUGGCUUUGAGUAGGCUUGGAAGGGUUUAUAAUCAAGGUGACAGCUAG